Messenger RNA from Xiphias gladius (swordfish), 1214 nucleotides. RefSeq names its product GTP binding protein 8 (putative) (gene gtpbp8). Gene Ontology annotation, cellular component: mitochondrion. The coding region runs from base 135 to 998 and encodes 287 amino acids. Lineage: Eukaryota; Metazoa; Chordata; Actinopteri; Istiophoriformes; Xiphiidae. The transcript has 8 exons. Gene Ontology annotation, molecular function: GTP binding. The record is from RefSeq and is a predicted model, not a curated record.
UAAGCGCUGCACUCAACAUGGAAGAGAGUGAAAACACGGUAUAAGGCUUAGUUGUAGCCAAACCAAGCGGAAUAAUUAAUUGUUAAGUAAUGAAAAUAUCGGAAUUUAGAAAGGUCUAAAAUCUGCAGGGAAAGAUGUUUUGUCUCCGGCUGCGACUUUGGCUUCAGCCUGGGACUCAGAUUGGUGCUGUUUUCUGCCAGAGUGCCCACAAACUGGCCUCCAUUCAGAAAGCCACAAGGCUUCCCCCAAAGAAAGUCCAAAGCUUACUUUACCCCUUUAGUGAGCUGGACGCAUACCUGGACAGGUCUGUGGACAGGACACAGUUCCAGCUCUUUCAUCCCAGUGUGGACGACAUGGUUAAGGCAGAAAAGCUCUUCUACUCCUCACUGUCUCAUAAGAUUGAUUACUACAUCUCUGCAGAGAGGAUGGACCAUGUACCUGCACUGCAACAACCAGAGGUAUGUUUCAUUGGCAGAAGCAACGUGGGCAAGUCCUCUCUCAUCAAAGCUCUGUUCUCCCUGACUCCUGAGGUAGAAGUCAGAGUCUCCAAAACUCCAGGUCACACAAAGAAGAUGAACUUCUUCAGAGUGGGCAAAGCUUUCACCAUCGUGGACAUGCCAGGCUAUGGACACAAAGCACCCAAAGACUUUGUGGAUAUGGUAGAGCCAUACCUUUACACAAGGAAAAAUCUUGUAAGGACAUUCCUGUUGGUUGAUGGCAGUGUCGGUCUUCAGAAGGCCGACCUGAUUGCCCUGGAAAUGUGUGAGGAGAUCAGACGUCCAUAUGUGAUUGUGGUGACUAAGAUCGACAAAUGUGGGCAUGGAACACUGCUGACAAACUUAUUGAAUCUUCAGGAUGUGGUUAAAACAAAAACCACAAGCUGCUUUCCCCAGCCAUUUCUGGUCAGCUCCCUCAAGUUUUGGGGGAUCUACCUCCUGAGAUGCUUCAUUUCCCAUCUAACAGGGAGCAUCAGGUUAACAAACACCUCUCAAAGCUGACAAGAGGUCAGUUUAGUCUCAGUAAGUGAGGUUUGGACACCUUCUUCUUGAAUCUGUUCAUAACAGCAGAUAAUAGGAGGACUCUCAAGAUUUUACAGCACUCUCCAUGUAUUUUAUUCCUCUGAGUAGACAUGUUUGCCUAAUAAUGGGAGAUGUGGGGUGCGGGGGGGGGUUGACUGUAAGACCACCAUUACUUGUCUACAUACAGCUACUGUA